Molecule: messenger RNA, 1912 nt
Organism: Brassica napus (rape)
Lineage: Eukaryota; Viridiplantae; Streptophyta; Magnoliopsida; Brassicales; Brassicaceae
Exons: 1
Coding region: 1310-1747 (145 amino acids)
Source: RefSeq, a predicted model, not a curated record
GCUUAGUCGAAACCACGAGGUUAACUUCUUGAAUUUAAAGACGAUAACAAACGGAUAACCAUUAAACCUUUAAGAAGAUUCAUUGAACUAAAACAGUUUCCCGGAUUAGUAGUAGUAACAAGAGGAUCUACUUUGCUAUCUGGUCCAUCUUAAAUCACGCACUCCCACGAUCAUGAACCGUACCAACUUCUAGACUUUGUCAACCUCGAUGCUUCAAUUUCCCAUAAACAACGGUCGACCUUUUUGAAUACAACUCUCACGUGCACAUGAAAUCGAAGUUUACGGCGCACAUUCUUCUAGAAACAAAUAAAAUACGCACAAGUCAGAGUUUACGUAGCUCUUGAUAAAUUAAAAGUACACUAACGCGAGGAAAAUAUAAAAUAAUACGGAGAAAAGAGACGGUAUCGCAUUGCGCACGAGUGUUUUUUUUUUGUUACGCGUGACAAGCGAGUCAGGGACCGAGUACACCGGCCACGGUCACCGUCAAACGAUACCUAACAAGUGGGUUCUAUGUUGAGUGUUGGUUUAUAUCACGACCGUCCAUUGAGUUUCUUUUGUUGACCGAUCUUCUUCAUUAUGAAUUGUGUGUAGUGUGAACGAGAAGCUAGGUUUUAUUAAUAUCACGCGUUUGAGAAGUGAAAUGAAAUUGAAAUAUCUUUGAAAAUUUUACAUGAAAAACAUCUGUAAAUUUAACAAUAUAAUAAAUUAAGAAGAAAAAAUUGACAUUUCAAAAUAUGUAUACUUUUCAUACAAUAAUAUACUUUUUAUUAAAGAUGAUCAAGUAAAGUAAAAAGAUUAGAUAUCACAAUAAAUAAAAAUUAACUAUAAUAAUUGAUGAAAGCUAAGUUGUUUAUUGACAAAGUAUAGUUGACAAACAAAAAAGACAGUAUAUUUCUUUUCUAUCCAAACAUUUUUGACAGUAUCAGAAUAAUGAAUGAUACACAAUGUUCAGAUUAUAUCAGAAUAAUUAACAAUCAUUUUCUUCAGUUUGACUGAAAAAAACCAUCGUUCUUAAUUAUAUCGUGUUAAAUUAUUAAAUAACCAAUCAUUUUAGUUUAUUGACGUAAAAAGAAAAUUAUAAGUGGGUCCUUUACACGUCAAAGCUAUGUGUGUUUCUGCGAAAGCCUUGUCAGUAUAGCGAAACGUUAAUGAACUUUCUUUGGUUAUACCGACGUUGAAGCACACGAGGCAACACCACACAAACUUAGGCACGCACGUGCACGUUCGUGUGUGUAUAUAUAUUACCUAACAUAUAGACCUCUCAAAGUGGUAAAGAGAAGACUAAGAAGAAGAAGAAGUAAAAAAAAAGAUGGAAUGCAGAAAACACAAGCACCAAGGCAAUAGAGGAGUAUGCCCUUCUUGUUUAAGGGACAAACUCUCUCGCUUACCAAAUACAACGACGUCGUACUACGUAAUCAACCGAUCUACUUCCUCAUCCAGCACCGUUUCCUCUUCUCCCUCGUCGCCGGUUAAGGAACUCCACCGACGAGCUGGCUCCAUGUCGAUGUCGUUCGCUGUGAGGGAAGCGUUGAGUGGUCAACUGGUUGAAGGACUGAAGAAAAGCAGAUCUAUGGCUCAUGUUCCCAAAGAUUCUUAUAUCGUACGGUCAUCCAAGAAGACGACGGAGAAACUGAAACCCACCACGGUGAAGAAGACUGGAUUCUGGAAGAAGUUGCUCCAUCUCAAAGGGAAGGGCGGUGGUGCCGACGCCGGAGGGUUGGUUGCUUCACGGCAAAGAGCGUAUUAAAAAAGUAUUUUUAGAAUUUUCUUUUUGACGUGUACAGCUACAGAUUUGAAAUAACUAAAAAUAAUGUUAUAAACGUAAAAGAUACGUACCGCUAUGAAAGUUCCUGGCAUUUGACCAACCAAUCCGUGAUUUUCUAUGAAAUCUUGGAAGUAUUCAAUUUACAUU